AUGAGGCUGCGAAGACGCCAGAGCUUCGUCCGGGGGCGACGGGGAGGCAGUGAAGGUUCCCGGGCGCAGCGUGGCACGCUCCUCUGGCUGCAGCCAGCUCCCUCACUGUGCAUCCAGGAUCCCCCUGCUCCGGCCUCCCUGCCGCUGCUGCCCGCCGGCCUGGGCUCCGUGCGCUCCUGGAUGCAGGGCGCGGGCAUUCUGGACGCCAGCACCGCGGCGCAGAGUGGCGUGGGCCUGGCUCGAGCACACUUUGAGAAGCAGCCCCCCUCCAACCUCAGGAAAUCCAACUUCUUCCACUUUGUGCUGGCCAUGUACGACCGGCAGGGGCAGCCUGUGGAGGUGGAGCGGACAGCCUUCAUUGACUUCGUGGAGAAGGACCGAGAGCACGGAGCAGAAAAGACGAACAACGGGAUCCACUACCGCCUUCGACUGGUGUACAACAACGGACUCCGGACAGAGCAAGACCUCUAUGUGCGCCUCAUCGACUCCAUGUCCAAGCAGGCCAUCAUCUAUGAGGGUCAGGACAAGAACCCCGAGAUGUGCCGAGUGCUGCUUACACAUGAGAUCAUGUGCAGCCGGUGCUGUGACCGCAAGAGCUGUGGCAACCGGAACGAGACACCUUCAGACCCCGUCAUUAUCGACAGGUUCUUCCUUAAGUUCUUCCUCAAGUGCAACCAGAACUGCCUAAAGAAUGCAGGGAACCCUCGAGACAUGCGCCGCUUCCAGGUGGUGGUGUCCACGACAGUGAGCGUGGACGGACACGUGCUGGCCGUGUCUGACAACAUGUUUGUGCACAAUAACUCCAAGCACGGCCGCAGGGCGCGCCGCCUGGACCCCUCAGAAGCUGCCACUCCCUGCAUCAAGGCCAUUAGCCCUGGGGAGGGCUGGACCACUGGUGGCGCCACUGUCAUUGUCAUCGGGGACAACUUCUUCGAUGGACUGCAGGUCGUGUUUGGGAACGUGCUCGUGUGGAGCGAGCUCAUCACGCCUCACGCCAUCCGCGUGCAGACGCCCCCGAGGCACAUCCCAGGGGUGGUGGAGGUGACGCUGUCUUACAAGUCCAAGCAGUUCUGCAAAGGAGCACCCGGCCGCUUUGUCUACACAGCCUUGAAUGAGCCCACCAUUGACUAUGGAUUCCAGAGGCUACAGAAAGUCAUUCCUAGACACCCCGGAGACCCCGAGAGGCUACCCAAGGAGGUGCUGCUGAAGCGGGCGGCUGACCUGGCGGAGGCCCUGUACGGAGUGCCCAGCAGUAACCAGGAGCUCCUCCUGAAGCGCGCGGCCGACGUGGCCGAGGCUCUGUACAGCGCGCCGCGGGCCCCCGCGCCCCUCGGGCCCCUAGCGCCGAGCCACGCGCACCCCGCCGUCGUGGGCAUCAACGCUUUCAGCAGCCCGCUGGCCAUCGCCGUCGGGGACGCCACGUCCGGGCCGGAGCCGGGCUACGCGCGCAGCUGCAGCAGCGCCUCGCCGCACGGGUUCGCGCCCAGCCCCAGCUCGCAGCAGAGCGGCUACGGCGGCGGCCUCGGGGCUGGCCUCGGCGGCUACGGGGCGCCCGGCGUGGCCGGCCUCGGCGUGCCCGGGUCCCCUAGCUUCCUCAAUGGCUCCACGGCCACCUCGCCUUUUGCCAUCAUGCCCUCUAGCCCCCCGCUGGCCGCUGCCUCCUCCAUGUCCCUCCCGGCCGCUGCCCCCACCACCAGCGUCUUCUCCUUCUCGCCCGUCAACAUGAUCUCCGCUGUCAAACAGAGGAGCGCCUUCGCCCCUGUGCUGCGCCCACCCGGCUCGCCGCCCCAGGGCUGCCCCAGAGCGCAUGGAGAGGGACUUCCAGACCAGCCUUUUGAAGAUUCUGACAAGUUCCACUCCCCAGCCCGGGGACUUCAGGGACUGGCAUACUCUUAA
Messenger RNA from Elephantulus edwardii (Cape elephant shrew), 1896 nucleotides. RefSeq names its product early B-cell factor 4 (gene EBF4). The transcript is spliced from 17 exons. Gene Ontology annotation, biological process: regulation of transcription by RNA polymerase II. NCBI's taxonomy places the organism in Eukaryota, Metazoa, Chordata, Mammalia, Macroscelidea, Macroscelididae. Bases 1 to 1896 code for a protein of 631 amino acids. Gene Ontology annotation, molecular function: DNA-binding transcription factor activity, RNA polymerase II-specific; RNA polymerase II cis-regulatory region sequence-specific DNA binding. The record is from RefSeq and is a predicted model, not a curated record.